AUGGACAGCGUUCAGGACGCGGUCCCCCGAGACCGAGGGGGCUGUUGCCCUGCCCUCCGCAGGCUGGUCCCCGUUGGCUUUGCGGCCGAGGUGUGGACGCUCUUCGCUCUUUCCGGACCCCUGUUUUUGUUCCAGGUGCUGACCUUCAUGAUCCAUGUCGUGAGUUCAGUGUUUUGCGGGCACCUGGGCAAGCUGGAGUUGGCAUCAGUGACCCUCUCGGUGGCCUUUGUCAAUGUCUGUGGAGUUUCCAUAGGAUUGGGCUUGUCCUCGGCAUGUGACACCUUGAUGUCCCAGAGCUUCGGCAGCCCCAACAAGAAGCACGUGGGGGUCAUCCUGCAGAGGGGGACCCUGGUGCUGCUGCUCUGCUGCUUCCCCUGCUGGGCGCUCUUCCUCAACACCCAGCAGAUCCUGCUGCUCUUCCGGCAGGACCCGGCCGUGUCCAGGCUAACCCAGGAGUACGUGCUGAUCUUCAUCCCAGCACUUCCGGCAUUUUUCCUUUAUGUCCUGCUGGCGAAAUAUUUGCAAAAUCAGGGAAUUGUCUGGCCCCAAGUCUUCAGUGGCAUCGUGGGCAACUGCAUCAAUGGCUUGGCCAACUACAUCCUGGUUUCCAUGCUGAGCCUGGGGGUCAGGGGCUCUGCUUACGCCAGCACUAUGUCUUACUUCGUGCAGACCAUCUUCCUCUUUCUCUACAUUGUGCUGAAGAAGCUGCACCUGGAGACGUGGGCAGGCUGGUCCAGCCAGUGCCUGCAGGACUGGGGCCCCUUCUUCUCUCUGGCCGUCCCCAGCAUGCUCAUGAUAUGCAUUGAGUGGUGGGCCUACGAGAUCGGGAGCUUCCUCAUGGGCCUGAUCAGCGUGCUGGACCUCUCCGGCCAGGCGAUCCUCUAUGAGUUGGCCACGAUAGUCUACAUGAUUCCCCUGGGGCUCAGCAACGCAGUCUGCGUCCGGGUGGGGAUGGCCCUGGGAGCGGCAGAUACUGCCCAAGCUAAGCGGUCGGCCAUCUCAGGCAUGCUCUGCACAGUUGGUACCUCGCUGGUUGUGGGCAUGCUGUUGAGCCUCCUGAAAAACAAACUGGGGCAUAUUUUUACUAAUGAUGAAGAAGUCAUUGCCCUGGUGAACAAGGUCCUGCCGAUUUAUAUCGUCUUUCAGCUCUUUGAGGCCGUCUGUUGCGUCUAUGGCGGAGUCCUGAGAGGGACCGGCAAGCAGGCCUUCGGAGCCAUUGUGAAUGCAAUCACGUACUAUGUCGUCGGCCUCCCUCUGGGCAUCGUUCUGACCUUUGUAGUCAGAAUGAGAAUCAUGGGCCUCUGGCUGGGCAUGCUGGCUUGUGGCCUCCUGGUCACUGCCGCCUUUGCGGUCUACACCGGCCGGAUGGACUGGAAGCUCGCUGCAGAGGAGGCUCAGAAGCACGCGGGGUUGCUGCCGCAGAGCCCCGACGGCACGGUGAGCGCAGCGAGCCCGGCGACCUCGGCCCCCCGCCCCGGGCCUGCGAAAGCUGUCACCUCUUCAGUGGCCACGGGUAACUCCCCAGGCAUCACCCUGAUGACGUAUUCAAGGCCCGAGUGCCCCCUGGACCUCUUCAGGACCCCAGAAGCAGCCCGUGCCCUGUCGGCCCCGGCCAGCCCCCUGUCAACAAAACAGCUGCUCAUCCGCCGCGGGGCUGCUCUGGGGGUGGUGUCAGCCAUGCUGAUGGUGGGCCUGGUCAUCAGGUUCCUGACCGCCAGACAUUAGCCACACAGCUCGGAACCAGAAAGGGAGCCAAGAGUGGCCACCCCCACCCGCCCAC
Molecule: messenger RNA, 1780 nt
Organism: Neomonachus schauinslandi (Hawaiian monk seal)
Lineage: Eukaryota; Metazoa; Chordata; Mammalia; Carnivora; Phocidae
Gene: SLC47A2
Product: solute carrier family 47 member 2
Exons: 17
Coding region: 1-1725 (574 amino acids)
Biological process (GO): xenobiotic detoxification by transmembrane export across the plasma membrane
Cellular component (GO): membrane
Molecular function (GO): antiporter activity; xenobiotic transmembrane transporter activity
Source: RefSeq, a predicted model, not a curated record